AAAAAAAAAAGCCCCAACCGUUUUCUGGAACCCCAACCGUUGGACUCCGAGCGACGCCAGUGAGUGGCGUGUGUCGCCGGCGCCAUGGCCGAGUCCCCGGCGUUUCUCUCCGCUCAGGACGAGGGGUCCUUUGCGUAUCUCACGAUUAAGGACAGAACACCGCAGAUCUUAACCAAGGUGAUUGAUACGUUGCAUCGACAUAAAAGUGAAUUUUUUGAAAAACAUGGAGAGGAAGGCGUUGAAGCUGAAAAGAAAGCCAUCUCUCUUCUUUCUAAACUACGGAAUGAGCUGCAGACAGAUAAACCAAUUAUCCCCUUGGUGGACAAGUGUGUUGACACGGACAUGUGGAAUCAGUACCUGGAGUAUCAGCGGAGCCUUUUAAACGAAGGGGAUGGGGAGCCACGCUGGUUCUUCUCUCCCUGGUUGUUUGUAGAGUGCUACAUGUAUCGGAGAAUUCAUGAAGCCAUCAUACAGAGUCCGCCAAUCCAUGACUUCGAUGUGUUUAAGGAAAGCAAAGAUGAGAACUUCUUUGAGUCGCAGGAUUCCAUCGAUGCUCUGUGCAAACACUUGCUGCAGCUGAAACCUGUCAAAGACCUCAGGGAAAACCAGAUCCAGGACGAGUUCUUUAAACUCCUGCAGAUUUCCCUCUGGGGGAAUAAGUGUGAUCUAUCUCUCUCAGGUGGAGAAAGUAGUUCUCAGAAGGCCAAUAUAAUAAAUUGUUUGCAAGACCUAAAACCAUUCAUUUUAAUAAAUGACACAGAAUCUCUCUGGGCAUUGCUCAGUAAGUUAAAGAAAACAGCAGAAACUCCCAGAGUUAGAGUAGACAUUGUUCUGGAUAAUUCUGGGUUUGAACUGAUUACAGAUUUAGUAUUUGCGGACUUCUUGUUAUCCUCUGAGUUAGCCACUGAGAUUCAUUUUCAUGGGAAAACUAUCCCAUGGUUUGUGUCUGACGUUACUUUGCGUGACUUUAACUGGAUAGUCGAGCGUAUGAAGAGUAGCAAUCUGGAGUCCAUGUCCACCUGUGGGACCAACUGGGAGACCUAUGUUACGAUGAGGAGGUGGGUUUACCACGACCAUGCAUUUUGGACUCUGCCUCAUCCAUAUUGUGUGAUGCCCCAGGUCGCCCCUGACUUAUACGCUGAACUGCAAAAGGCAUGUCUUGUUUUAUUCAAGGGAGAUUUGAAUUAUAGGAAGCUAAUGGGUGACAGAAAAUGGAAGUUCACCUUUCCGUUUCAUCAGGCUCUGAGUGGCUUCCACCCUGCACCUCUCUGUAGCAUAAGAACAUUAAAGUGUGAGCUUCAGGUAGGUCUGCAGCCUGGGCAGGCCGAGCAGCUCACGGCCUCUGAUCCCCACUGGCUGACCACUGGCAAGUAUGGAAUAUUUCAGUUUGAUGGGCCACUUUGACUCCACUCAGGAGUUCCUGGUUGCAGACAGUGUUCUGAGAAUCUCCUUUCAGCCUCAGAAAAACAGUACAUGGAUUUAGGCCUGGCUUCUCAUCAGCAUAGGAAGCCCGUUUCUCAGCCCCUGUGCUGUCUUACAUACUGUAUAUAGAUGAGGCUUCCUUGGAAUGUUUUCCCCCACUGCACUGUUUUGAUUUUAAGCCAGUUAUACUUCUGUUGGGCUAUUAGUUACUAUGCCAAGUUAAAUGCAAACUUUCAAGUGGUUUUAAUGAACUAAUUUUUUUAUGAACUAAUUUUUAAUUUUGAAGAAUGCAAAAAAUGUAAGUGAAUUUUGCUUUAAAAACUAAUUUACAUGUUAGUUAAUCCUGUUUUCUUAAACGGAAUGAUUAUUUAAUAUCUAGGAGACUUAAGUAUUAUUUAACUUAGUUUUGGCUCUUGAAUUCGCGGCCCAGUGACAUGCCUUGUAAGAGCUCUCCUGGGAGGCACGUGCAUGAUGCUUGAACACACAGAGACAGAAUUACCUCAGACUUGAACUUCAGCCUGCUCUCUUGUACGGUUAAGUUUUCAAAGCCCAUUUUCUUGCAUAGAUUUGUAUUUGGAUUGACCUGCAGAACGGGUCAAAGCACAACUGAGCAUCGUAAAGAGUGAUUGAUGAAGUAUGAGUGCAGGGUUGCUUCCAUUGUCCUACGAUUGCCAUGCUGACGUUCCCACCACAGCGAUGUUGGUUUGCGGUAGCAGACUGUGGAGACGACUGUUAUGUGUUGUUUUAGAUACUGCCCGGCUGAGCUCAGUCUUCAUAUCACAGGUUGUGAAGUUCCUCACCUCAGACAUAGUCAUAGUCUGUAAAUUCAUGUUACUCUUUUUCAAAGCAAUUGGAACUAAAGUUGGAGAUGCUUUCUUGUACUAGAAUAAUAUAAUGAUAAUAAUAUAAUAAAAAUGAUUUUUACAGAGAA
Grammomys surdaster is the source of this 2353-nucleotide messenger RNA. It is a transcript of the gene Dcph1, whose product is annotated as acidic residue methyltransferase 1. The transcript has 5 exons. Gene Ontology annotation, cellular component: nucleus; cytoplasm. Bases 85 to 1404 code for a protein of 439 amino acids. Gene Ontology annotation, biological process: DNA damage response. Gene Ontology annotation, molecular function: phosphatase activity. The record is from RefSeq and is a predicted model, not a curated record. Lineage: Eukaryota; Metazoa; Chordata; Mammalia; Rodentia; Muridae.